Molecule: messenger RNA, 567 nt
Organism: Emiliania huxleyi CCMP1516
Lineage: Eukaryota; Haptophyta; Isochrysidales; Noelaerhabdaceae
Exons: 4
Coding region: 1-567 (188 amino acids)
Source: RefSeq, a predicted model, not a curated record
AUGCACGACUGGACGCAGCGCAACACCGAGUACCCGUCCUCCGACGGCGGCAGCGUCUCGCGCACCGACUCGGUCGGCGCGACUCUCUGGAACUGGGCGAACGGCCGCUCGACUGGCCCGUCUGCGCAGACGACGCCGGCUACGAGCCGCGACGCGAGCGUGGACGGCGGCGCGCAGUUUGCGGGCGGCACCCUCCCCGGGGGUGCCGGAGGCAUCCCGACCGUCGCGUCCAACAGCAGCCUCUGGAACUGGCGCGUCUUCGCUCUCUCUCGCAGCUGCUCGUCGCGGGAGCCGUCCGUCAAGGGCGGGAACGCCUUCCUUGCCGGCGGAGGCAUGCCGCGCAACUCGUCGGCCUCGCGCCUGUGGGCGUUUGGGCAGGGCGCCGGCCGCUCGCCGACCACGAGCCCGCCCGUCUCGCGCGAGGCGAGCGCGCACGCCGGCAGCGAGCUCCGCGGGCUUGGAGCUAUGCGCUUGUCCGUGCCAGGGACGUCGCACGGCACUACCGGCUCGCCGGCCCCGCUUGCCAUCCCCGGACGGCACGACCGGCUCGCCGGCGCCGUCGCCUAA